Molecule: messenger RNA, 4303 nt
Organism: Tympanuchus pallidicinctus (lesser prairie-chicken)
Lineage: Eukaryota; Metazoa; Chordata; Aves; Galliformes; Phasianidae
Gene: SLC13A2
Product: solute carrier family 13 member 2
Exons: 12
Coding region: 1789-3543 (584 amino acids)
Biological process (GO): monoatomic anion transmembrane transport
Cellular component (GO): membrane
Molecular function (GO): transmembrane transporter activity
Source: RefSeq, a predicted model, not a curated record
GCGGCCCCACCUCCGGCUCCGCCCCACAGAUGGGAGUGGGGAGGAUCCGAGGGAAGCGCUGCUUUUGCGGGCUUUCGUCUUUCGUGCGUGUUUUUGCGUUGCUGGGGGUCCCUGCUUGGGGGUUUCUGAGCAGUGAUUAAAGAUAUUUCGAGUCCCAGCUUGAUGUGCUGAUCUUCGAGCUGUAGUCUGCCAUUUAGACGCAGAAGAACCUGGGAAAAUACGUUAGAACGUGGGAAAUUGGGUAGUUAGCAACGUGUAAUCAGCUUGAUUAGUUUUAUAGGAUCACAGAGUGGUUGGAGUUGGAAGGGACCUCCAAGGGCCGACUGGUCCCACUGCCUGCAAUGCACAGGGACACCCACAGCUCCAUCAGUGCUCAGAGCCUUUCUGCCUGACCCCGGAUACUGCAAGGAUGGGCACCACCACCUCACUGGGCAAUAUGUGCCAAUGCCUCACCGCCCUUAUACUAAACAACCUUUUCCUUUUAUCCAAUCUGAAUCAGGGUUUGGUGCCUCAAAGACCAGAUCUGUCAACAAAGAACAAGUGCUUUAAAUUAACACUUUAAAAACACAAUUCAGAGUAUGAGAUUAACCCAUUUACAUAAACUGGGGUAAUCCCAAGUUAAUGUAAACUGACAUCACUCCAGCACCACUGAGGGAGUGUUAACCACAGCAUCACAGAACCAUUCAGGUUGGAAAAGACCUCUCAGAUCUCCAAGUCCAACCCCAGCCCACCUCCACCAUGCCCACCUCCCUCUCAAACACUUCCAGGGAUGGGGAUCCCAGCACUCCCCAGGCAGAUGUGCCAAAGCAUCACCACUCUUUGGAAAAGAAGUUUUUCCUAAUACCCACCAGAAGCUUUUGGUGGAACUACCAUCAGGUGACCCGUGGUCUUUGCUUCUCUUCUCUCUCUGCUUGACCAAGCCAUAAACAGAGCUGCGCCAUUUAAACCAAAGAAAUGGAAACAUCACCAUUAUCUGAAAGCUACACAGGCAUGGCCUACCCAAUAAAGACACCCAGGUGUCAUUAGCAGGAUGCUCCCUUUGGAACUAACAGCUUCCACUCAGUUCCUGUCUACUUACAGAAUCAAAUAAUUCACUGUUGGAAGUUUUUUUUUGCAAUUGGAACCAAAAUUGCCACCAAUUUCCCAGGUUUUCCAAAUUCACUUUAAAUAAUAAUAAUAAUAGCAUUAAUUGCCCUAUGAGCUACCACAGCCGUGCCUAAAAAACCUGAUAGAUAGGAAAGGUGAAAAACCCAUUGCCUGAUGCUUGCAGUUUUUGGCACUGUAGCCAAGCCUUGCCCAAUGCCUUCACACACAACAGGCCAAGUCAGAAGGAGUUAUGACUUUCCCUCUUUAGCCCAGGGCAUUUCGUAUAACAUACCGAUCUGUUCUGGGGGGCCAGAACCAUCACCCUUUAAACAGAGUAGAAGAAAAUCGUUGUGAAGUUUCUGCUCUUUUUGUUUUUUUAUGGGAGAUACCUACUGAAAGGAGGCAUGAGGAAAGAUCAACACUUGCACAAAGCGAAGGACCUCUCAGGAUGCUUCUGAAGAACGCCUUGGGCGCAAGGAGUUAAUCUUCUCCCGGAUUUACUGGUUAUCAGAAAGGCUGUUGUAAGAAAGUUCUUGAUCUGACACUCUUUUGCUGUCCCCUCCCUUCUUUGUUCUCUUCCUUCUUUCUCUGAUUACAUCCAAAAACAACACCCAGCUGCCAGAGGUCAAUGUUUAAUGCUGCUCUGUGUUUAUAUAGUCCCCGGGAGCAGCGCUGGGCCCUUCAGCACUGGGCAGCUCCACCAUGGCUCCCUGCUGGCAGCUGCUUCUUGCCUUCAGGAAAUACCUGGUCAUCAUCCUGGUGCCCCUUCUCUUCCUACCACUGCCUCUGGCUGUUCCUAGCAAGGAGGCCCAAUGUGGGUAUGUUAUCAUCCUGAUGGCACUGCUGUGGUGCACGGAAGCUUUGCCGUUGGCUGUCACAGCCCUCCUUCCCGUCCUGCUCUUCCCAAUGAUGAACAUCAUGGAUUCGACAGCAGUCUGCAGGGAGUAUCUGAAGGACAGCAAUAUGCUUUUUAUUGGGGGACUGCUGAUGGCCAUUGCUAUUGAGAACUGGAACCUACACAAGCGCGUUGCUCUGCGGGUCUUGCUCAUCACUGGUGUCAGACCAGCCCUCCUUCUGAUGGGCUUCAUGCUCGUGACUGCAUUCCUGUCCAUGUGGAUCAGCAACACAGCCACCACUGCCAUGAUGGUGCCCAUAGCACAGGCGGUUCUGGAUCAGUUGCACCAGACAGGAAUGGGAUCUGAGGCACCCAACCAAGUGCUUGAGAAUGACAACAAGGCCUUUGAACUGCAGGAAGAGCCAACAAAAUCAAACAGCUUCAAAGAAACGGAGGAAAAAGGCAAUAACCAUGUCCUGGCAGUUGAGGAAGGCAAAGAGAAAAGUGAACACCCUAUAGACGAGAAGCACAAGAAACUCUGCAAGGGAAUGUCUCUCUCAAUUUGUUACGCAGCCAGUAUUGGAGGGAUUGCAACUCUGACUGGGACAACACCAAAUCUGGUGCUGAAGGGACAAGUUGAUGAGAUCUUUCCCAACAAUGACAACGUCAUCAACUUUGCCUCUUGGUUCUCUUUUGCUUUUCCCACCAUGGUUCUGUUGCUGGUUUUGGCCUGGAUUUGGCUGCAAAUUCUGUACUUGGGCUUCAAUUUUCAGAAGAAUUUUGGUUGUGUGAGAGAUCCCUCCGCAAAGACCAAAGAGAAACAGGCCUAUCAAAUUAUCAAGGACGAGAACAAGAAAUUGGGUUCCAUGAAAUUUGCAGAGAUUGCAGUCCUGGUCCUCUUCAUCCUGCUGGUACUGCUCUGGUUUACAAGAGACCCUGGUUUCAUACCUGGCUGGGCAACAGUUCUCUUCAACAAAAAUGAUACGAGCUUUGUCACUGAUGCGACAGUUGCCAUCUUCAUUUCACUGUUGCUGUUCAUCAUCCCUUCCGAAUUCUCUAUCCAGAAGCAGACAGGCAGCAAGACAAAGAUCCGAGCACCUCCAGCUCUCCUGAACUGGAAAGUAGUUCACGAGAAAAUGCCAUGGAACAUCGUGCUCCUGCUGGGUGGUGGCUUUGCCUUGGCCAAAGGCAGUGAGGAAUCCGGUCUGUCCGGAUGGUUGGGUACCAAACUCACUCCUCUGGAGCACAUCCCUCAUCCAGCCAUUGCGUUCGUGUUGUGUCUCCUUAUUGCUACUUUCACUGAGUGUGCCAGCAACGUGGCCACCACCACCCUCUUUCUCCCUAUCCUGGCUUCAAUGGCUCAAUCUAUCUGCCUCAAUCCACUCUAUGUCAUGCUGCCCUGUACACUUUCGGCAUCGUUGGCAUUCAUGCUCCCAGUGGCCACCCCCCCCAAUGCCAUUGUCUUCUCAUACGGACAUCUCAAGGUUAUAGACAUGGCCAAAGCUGGAUUUGUACUCAACAUCUUGGGCGUUCUGACAAUAAAUCUGGCCAUCAACACCUGGGCUUCAUCCUUGUUCAAGCUGAAUACCUACCCAUCUUGGGCAAACUCAACGUAUUGUUAGUGACACAAGGGAACCAAGAACUGCACCUAUUAGGACCAUAACAUGAGCAAAUCCAUCACUGACCCAAGCUUUGCUGAGGCAGUGGCUAAGAGACAGCUGUAUUCUGUGCAAAAGGACUUGCUAUCUAUGGGGAAGAUCAACCCAUUGAUAAGGUGAGGCAACCUCCUGCCUUUCAGCUGUUCCAGGUGUCUUCAGACUUUCUGCCUCUGCAGGGGAGCAUUUUCUCCAAGUACUACACUGUUCUUCAGGCUCUGCAUGUAAAGUCCUAAACCUGCAGUGAAUGAGAAAGAACUGUGUAUAUAUAUAUAAUAUAUAUAAAAGAAUAUAUAUAUAAAUAUAUAUAUAUAAAAGAAUGGAGAGAGACUCUGUGUACUGACUUCAUGCCUGUGUUUGUGUAUCAGCACUAAUGUGAAUAUUCACCUACAGGCACCAGUGUAUAUGUUCCAUAUGUACAUAAUGUCAUAUACUCUGUGGGCAAGAGAUAAAUCACUUGCUGUCAGCCUAUCCUAUGACUUUGAAAUGUAUAUAUUUACAGCCUACUCUGUUUUGAACGUAGAGGAUUGCUUUUAUCCUGAAACAUCCAUCCCGUUGUUAUUUAAGCAGCAUUACAGUCUGCAAUGUCUGGAAUAAAUGGCAGGAAUAGAAAUAUUCCCCUGAGAAGGACCUUGUGUCCUAAAGUGUAUAUGAUUAAUUAAAGGCUACUGUUUUUUAUGCUCAUGUACAAAUAUCACUGUAAAUAUACUUGUCUUCCGUGUGUCAA